UACGAAUAAGAGUCCAACUUCAGUCUCGACCAAGGUUAAGAUAGUCCUUUUGGUUGUAGUCGUGUUUUAAUGGAGGCAGUCUGUUAGAUUGGAUAACAAUAUUAUUAUUAUUUACAGAAAAUGGGGUUUGUUAAAGUUGUGAAGAAUAAAGCUUAUUUCAAGAGAUUUCAAGUGAAGUUCAAGAGGCGAAGAGAGGGGAGAACAGACUACCAAGCACGCAGACGUUUGGUUGUCCAAGACAAGAAUAAAUACAACACUCCUAAGUAUCGUAUGAUUGUACGGAUAACCAAUAAAAAUGUUAUCUGCCAGAUAGCUUAUGCAAGAAUUGAAGGAGAUGUCAUUGUUUGUGCUGCAUACUCUCAUGAACUCCCUCGAUAUGGCAUCAAGGUCGGAUUGACGAAUUAUGCUGCAUCAUAUUGUACUGGUUUGCUGCUAGCCAGAAGAUUGCUUAGGAAAUUUGGAAUGGAUGAGAUAUACAAAGGAUGUGAGGAGGUAACAGGGGAAGAGUACUGUGUAGAAGAUAUUGAUGGUCAGCCUGGUGCUUUCCGUGCUUACUUAGAUGUUGGUUUAGCUCGUACAUCCACUGGAGCUCGUGUGUUUGGAGCAAUGAAAGGAGCUGUUGAUGGAGGAAUUGAUGUGCCUCAUUCCAACAAGCGAUUCCCUGGUUAUGACAGCGAGACCAAGGAGUUUAAUGCAGAAAUACAUCGUAAGCAUAUCUUUGGUCAGCAUGUAGCAGAAUACAUGAAAAUGUUGAUGGAUGAAGAUGAGGAAGCAUAUAAGCGACAGUUUUCUAGAUACAUUAAACUAGGGAUUACACCUGAAGAUGUUGAAGAGAUUUACAAAAAAGCUCAUGCUGCAAUUCGAAGUGAUCCUGAGCACACACCUAAACCACUUAGGACUGAUAUUGUAAAGAAGAGAUGGAACAAAGCUAAAAUGACAUAUUCAGAACGUGAGAACAAGGUGAACCAGAAAAAGAAAACUUAUCUGAAGAAAUUGGAAGAAGCAGAAGGCCAAGGGUGAUUAGAAAACCUGUCUCGUUCCGAUAGUACUUUACUGAGAAUUGGAUAAUAAAAGUUCUCAGUGUUUAA
Molecule: messenger RNA, 1088 nt
Organism: Limulus polyphemus (Atlantic horseshoe crab)
Lineage: Eukaryota; Metazoa; Arthropoda; Merostomata; Xiphosura; Limulidae
Product: 60S ribosomal protein L5-A-like
Exons: 8
Coding region: 121-1020 (299 amino acids)
Biological process (GO): ribosomal large subunit assembly; translation
Cellular component (GO): cytosolic large ribosomal subunit; ribosome
Molecular function (GO): structural constituent of ribosome; 5S rRNA binding
Source: RefSeq, a predicted model, not a curated record